Schizosaccharomyces japonicus yFS275 is the source of this 3915-nucleotide messenger RNA. RefSeq names its product vacuolar calcium transporting P-type ATPase P2 type. Gene Ontology annotation, molecular function: P-type calcium transporter activity; ATP binding; nucleotide binding. Gene Ontology annotation, cellular component: vacuolar membrane; fungal-type vacuole membrane; membrane. Bases 1 to 3915 code for a protein of 1304 amino acids. NCBI's taxonomy places the organism in Eukaryota, Fungi, Ascomycota, Schizosaccharomycetes, Schizosaccharomycetales, Schizosaccharomycetaceae. The transcript has 2 exons. Gene Ontology annotation, biological process: intracellular calcium ion homeostasis; calcium ion transmembrane transport; calcium ion homeostasis. The record is from RefSeq and is a predicted model, not a curated record.
AUGACUCCUGCUCCUCGCGACACCUCGUCCAGUGUCACCGCUGGUCAUACGGACGACGAAGAAAACGGUGCGGAUGCCAAUUCGCAUCCGUCUCCCCCAGCAGCAGCGACGAACCCGUUUGCCGAUUGUAACGGCUAUUCUCCGCAACAGCGUCAACCCGAAGCGGACCAGCCGUCCUCUUCCGCGACCGCUGCUCGGCCUAACACUGGCUCGGAUGGUCGCAAGUACCUAACGGUGUCCACGAACAAUCACUUCUCCAAAAAGUCUGAGGAUGGCAAGCUGUCUCCUUCGGUGUCCGUUCGCUCUACCGAGCGGUCGCCAUCCUCCUCUUCCCUGUACUCACAUACCAACGACACUGCGUCGCAUUCCACUGCACGCACUCGCAACGGCUCUCCUUCUAGCGAAAGCAUUCCUGUCGAGCAGUUGCUGACGACAGAGGAUGAGGACAGUCCGUUCGCCUUUUCUGUCCCGCUGCUCCAACGACUUCAUGACCCCAAAAGCACCCGCGUGUUCCACGAACUGAACGGUUUGUCCGGUAUCUGCCAUGGGUUGCACGUCGAUCCCAACUACGGAAUUGAUUCCACUGAAACCCACUUUUCCAAAAAGGUUACUCUCGAUGAGGUGCACCACGCCGAGGUCCGCAACUCGCUCCAGGACUUCAAUGAAAAGCACGCUUCCUCGAACGGUUUCUCUUCGGGUUCCGACGACCACUCAAGUGUCGUGCCAGAGGAUUCGGACCGUGUUCGUGUGUAUGGUGCAAACCAGCUUCCAGAAACCCAGACGAAGGGUCUCCUGCGGCUGAUGCUCGAAGCUUUGAAGGAUAAGGUAUUGAUUCUUUUAUCGAUUGCCGCUGUUAUUUCACUUGCACUUGGACUCUAUCAAACGUUUGGUCAACCCCCAACCAUCGACCCCAUUACUGGCAAGCCUGAACCCCGUGUCGACUGGGUUGAGGGUGUUGCCCAUUAUUGCUGCAAUCUUGAUUGUCGUCGUCGUGGGCGGUUCGCAAACCAUUCUGUCGAAGUACUGCGGAAUGGACGAGUCAUGACUAUUUCUGUUUUCGAUCUCGUCGUCGGCGAUGUAGUGUUUUACGAAGCCGGCGAUGUUGUGCCUGCCGAUGGUGUCAUUAUUGAAGCCAAAAACACUGUUGUAGACGAGUCGGCCAUGACCGGUGAGUCUGAUACAAUUAAGAAAACUGAUGGUUUUACUGCUUUCAGCAACAGUUCCGCCGAUGUCGAAUUUAAUAAGAAGGCCGAUCCCUUCCUCAUCUCGGGCAGUACUGUCCUUGAGGGCGGCGGAAAGUAUAUCAUCACCGCCGUUGGUGUGAACAGUUUCAGUGGAAGUACCAUGAUGGCUGUCCGCGAGGAAGGCCAGGCUACUCCCUUGCAGAUUCGUCUUUCUCGCGUUGCCGAUACAAUUGCAAAACUUGGCGGUGGUGCUUCAAUGCUUCUCUUCUUCGCCUUAAUCAUCGAGUUCUUGGUGCGUUUGCGCAAUAAUCAUGAUUCUUCCAAGUCAAAAGGUCAGGAAUUUAUGCAGAUCCUUAUCGUUUCUAUUACUUUACUGGUUGUUGCGGUGCCCGAAGGUCUUCCUUUAGCCGUUACGUUGGCUCUUGCUUUUGCGACAAACAGAAUGCAAAAGGAUAACAAUCUCGUGCGUCACUUGCAGGCUUGCGAAACGAUGGGCACUGCUACCAAUAUCUGUUCCGAUAAAACUGGAACAUUAACACAAAACAAAAUGACGGUCGUUGCCGGUGGAUUUGGUACCUCUGUACGGUUUUUCAACAAUAAUACGGAUGUGGCAACGGACGACUCUGACGGUAACCUUUUUGAGGAAGCCGACUCAAGUUCUGCUGCCUUUAGAAACAUUGACGGUGAAUUCAGAGCCUUGCUUCUUGAUAGCAUAGCUCUAAACACUACCUGUCGCCAAGUAAAUGACGACAGUCUUCCUGCUCCUCGAUUUGUCGGUUCCAAAACUGAAAUGGCUCUGCUCGAUUUAGCGGUCAAGGAGUUGGAACUCGUUGAUGUGGAUAAGCUUCGUACCGAUGCCGAGGUUAUUCAGGUGUUCUCGUUUUCCUCCAAUCGCAAGGGUUCGGGUGUUGUUUACAAGAAGGGUGAUCAAUAUAUAUUCCUCGUCAAGGGUAUGCCUGAAAAGGUUAUCGGUCGUUCUACGCGAAUCAUCACUGGUCAUUCUCUUAGUGAUGAGGGUUCUAUGGAUGUUGACCGUGAUUAUGUGCAAAAAAUGAUUUCUGGAUACGCUUCUCGUUCCCUUCGUACACUCGGUUUUUGCUACCGCACUUUCCCUAGCUGGCCUCCGAAGGGUGCUAAUGUUUUCCAAGAGGAUGGAAAGACUUUAGCUCAUUGGGAUUCGGUUUUCAGUGAGAUGACUUUCUUGGCCUUUUUCGGAAUCGUUGAUCCACUUCGUCCCGAUGUGCCAAAUGCAGUUAAACAAUGUCAACAAGCCGGCGUCACUGUUCGAAUGGUCACCGGUGAUAAUGUUCUUACUGCCAAGGCUAUAUCUAAACAGUGCGGUAUUUUGCAAGAAGACAGUGUUUGCAUGGAAGGACCAGAAUUCCGGGAAAUGGAGGAUAAAAAGCGUAUGGAAUUGAUUCCUCGCUUACAUGUCCUGGCUCGUUCAUCUCCUCUCGACAAGCAGUUACUGAUUGAGAGUCUUCAAAGACUGAAUAAUGUUGUCGCCGUAACUGGUGAUGGUACAAAUGAUGCACCUGCUCUGAAGAAAGCUGACGUUGGUUUCUCCAUGGGUCAGUCGGGUACUGAAAUUGCAAAGGAGGCGUCUGAUAUCAUUCUUAUGGAUGAUAAUUUUUCGUCUAUUGUCAAAGCUAUUGCUUGGGGUCGUGCGGUUAAUGAUGCAGUGAAAAAGUUUUUGCAGUUUCAAAUUACCGUUAAUAUCACUGCUGUCUUUCUCACUAUAAUUUCCGCUCUGGCUUCUUCUGAUCAGACAUCUGUUUUGAGUGCCGUCCAGUUGCUUUGGGUGAAUCUCAUUAUGGAUACUCUGGCUGCUUUGGCUUUGGCUACAGACCCCCCAACUCCUGAAAUGCUUCAGCGUCCUCCGGAAGAGCCCAAUGCCUCGCUGUUUACGUUCGACAUGUGGAAGAUGAUAUUGUCACAGUCCGCUUUCCAGCUCGUGAUUACUCUUAUUCUUCACUUUGCUGGCAACUCGAUUUUCAAUUAUAGUUCCGAUUCUGGAGAAAUGAACACUAUUGUGUUCAAUACGUUUGUCUGGAUGCAAUUAUUCAACGAAGUGAACAACCGUCGUCUUGACAACAAGUUGAAUAUCUUUGAGCACAUCACGCACAAUUGGUUGUUUAUUGCAAUCUUCAUUCUCGUUGCAGCCAUUCAGGUCGUGAUUGUGUUCUUCGGCGGCGCUGCCUUUUCCAUCCACCGUAUUGAUGGUAAGGGUUGGCUGAUUUCUAUUAUCGCUGGCUUUGCUUCGAUACCUUUGGGUGUACUUGUGCGUUGUGUUCCCAAUUCUUUCAUCCGUCGUGUUCUGCCUAUCCCCUUGAUUGAUCGUGUUACGCAUUGGAUCUUGCAUCCUCGAUUCGGUGAGCGUUCUCUGAAACUGCCCGACCAUUUGCAAGAAGCAGACAUGGGCACUUAUGAGCCCGCAACGCCUAGUGAUGUUGUGGAGAUGCUUCGUGAGUCAUUGUCUUUUGUGAACAAAAUUCGUGGAGGUCGUAUUCGACACAUCUUCGAGCGGAAUGAAGACGCUUUUAAGAACUUGCCUCCUGGCGUGCGUCCAAGUUUGCAUCGGAGAAUCAUGCGUUUACGCACCCCAUCUGUGUCGUCCAUGACGAGCAUGGCACUUAUGGUGCCUUUCUCUACCCUUGUUAGUGAGGCCUCUGGCCGUUUGGGAGAUGAACGUAUAUGGACUACUCGGAGCGAAAGCUCUCGUUCUGACUAA